AUGACUGCCACUCAGACCACUCGUCGCUUAGGGCGGGAUGUGAAGAUCCCCAGGUCACAGACCGAAGGGGGAAAUCCAGUGCGUCGCCCUUUGCGCUCGAGAAUUAGCCGGUCCGGUACACAGUACCAGAAGGACGGACGCCGUAAGAAAGGAAAGAAAGCAAAAGCACACGCUGAACCCGGUUCAGUCGAGUACCCCAAGCUUGCUUUCUUCCCUUUCCAGCAAGCUGCGACAGAAGAAUUGAAAACAUAA
This is a messenger RNA of Penicillium verrucosum, 252 nucleotides long. RefSeq lists its product as uncharacterized. The coding region runs from base 1 to 252 and encodes 83 amino acids. The record is from RefSeq and is a predicted model, not a curated record. Lineage: Eukaryota; Fungi; Ascomycota; Eurotiomycetes; Eurotiales; Aspergillaceae. The transcript has 2 exons.